UCGCGGUCUCGCCCGCGUCCACUAGGAGGUACUGUUCUUUUUUGUUGCCAGGACAAUUUUACCACAGAAGAAGCCGAAAAAGGACGGUGGUGGCGUAGGAGAAGAUUAUUGUUUUGUUUUCAGUGCAAUUUCUAAGGAUUUACUAUAAAUUUGAAGAGAUGGCCGAUUUACUGACAGUGUAUGACGAUGACCAGGCCAACACCUUCAUUGAUUGCAGGAUCUGCGACAAAAGAAUAAGAGGAGACACCCAGUACAAAGUACACGUGACCACGUUACACCAUUUGAAGAAAGAGGAAGCCCUUGUUGCGAAGGGAGUUAUUCCAAGACAACCUGCAUUGCCACAAUGGACGGAUAUCCGAGAUUAUUUGAAAUACCUGGAUCUUAAUGAGCCCAUCAUUGGUCUCAACGCACUGGUACAGAUUCCGGAUCUUGACAGCGAUGAUGGCAAAUCUGUGUUGAAGUACAAGUGCAAAAUGUGUUUUGUGGAGAUGGACCUUUUCAGUAUGGUGGCCCAUAUCGUUGGACGCAAACACAGACAAAAAUAUCUGGAGCUGAAAAGGCCAGAUUUAGUCACAUGGCACGACACAGAAACUGCACAGAAGCAGCCAGGUCUCGUCGCCAGAGCAAAAGCGGCCGUAGUUGAGAAACAGGAGGGAUGGGGAACCCCAGAGCAACUCAAAAAACCACAAGACAAAUUCGGAAAUGUGGGGAAAGCAGGAAGUAAUUCUCGGUCCAGUGUUCGUGAACAGCCCAAUCUUGGACGAGACUCUCAAAGGCAAACUUUAAUUAAAGAUAGACAGCCAUACUCAAAUGAAGGCAGAUCUGAAAGGCUCUAUCAUACUAGGGAAAAGUACGACCAGUAUGAUGGACCUAAUCCAAGACCGUACGGAGAACCUGCCGUUCGUGGUACCUUGCGAGAAGAAUAUUCUGAAAGGAUAAAAAGAGACAUGAAUGCUAGGCCCUAUGAAGACCAGGGCCGUGGAAUGAGACCUCCUGAAGAAGGUUAUGAGGAUGGAAAUUUUGGCAGAAAACAGUACUCAAGUGAAGAUAGACAUGGUCUCGUACCCAAAGACUAUGAUUUCCAAGAAAAUGUUUAUGAUGAUGAUGAUGCGCCAAGAAACCGAUAUAAUGACAGAGAUCUUAGAAUCUACAAUUCAGGUCAGAGUUACGGAGAUGCAAAAUAUGAGCAGGGGCUAAUGGAUGCUAGGAUGUAUUCAUCUUAUGAAGCAAGAAGACCUGACGUGGAUGCUAUGGCAGAGUAUGGCAGAAUUUUUAAUGAGAAGGAAGAAAGGGGAAAUUUUGGAGAAUAUGACCGCCGGACACAGGGUUCAUAUUCCGAGGAUCCGGUUCCAGCCAAGAGGAAAAGAAAGAGCAGGUUCUCUGAUGCAACGCCAGAAGAAAUUGCAAUUACAAACACAAGACAUACUGUAGAAUAUGACCACAAACCAGGACAGAGACCACAAAACAUACCGAGAGGACCACCUAUUCAAGGGAUUCCUUCGCUGUUUGAUAUCCCAGUUGAGGAUUCCGGAAGCACAUCCAGUUUUAAUCCAAAAGCGGAAAGUGUUCUGGAUGUACUUAAUGACAUCAAAAUUGAAAAUAUGGAAGAUGCCAAAUAUCUCAAAGAAAGGCUGUGCACAGUUUUAAAAGAAUUUCAAGCAUCUAAAGGUUCAAGAAGUGUGGGUCAUACUUCAGUCAGUGAUUACAGAGGGGGCAAGCAGAUGGACCAGCAGAGAGAUGCAUAUGAUAACACCCUAAGGGAUGAUCCACACGGUAAAUACUUAGAAAACAGAGGUUUCCAAGAGGACAGACGGUAUGACAACGAUCCCAGAAUUUUCCCAGAAUCCAGACAAUACGAAGAUGACCCCAGAGCGUUUCAAGAUUCCAAACGAUAUGAAGAUGACCCCAGAGCGUUUCAAGAUUCCAAACGAUAUGAAGAUGACCCCAGAGCGUUUCAAGAUUCCAAACGAUAUGAAAAUGACCCCAGAGCGUUUCAAGAUUCCAAACGAUAUGAAGAUGACCCCAAAGCGCUUCAAGAGGCCAGUCAAUAUGAAGAUGACCCCAGAACGUUUCAAGAGGCCAGACAAUAUGAGGAUGACCCCAGAGGUUCUAGAGAUAACAGACAUUAUGAAGAGCCAAGGCGUUAUGACAAUUAUCCAGGUGAUUCUUCUUUUGGAGAAGCAAGGCAGGACGCUGAUGAUCCCAGAGGAUUUCCGAAGACAAGGCUGCAAGACAAGUCAAUAGAUUUUUCAGAGAGUAGAAGUUAUGACAAAGAUCUUAGAGUAAACUAUGAAGGAUAUUCAAAAGGUACACAAGAGGUCCGACUUCAUGCCGAAGGUCCGAGAAGCGCUCAAGAGGCAAGGUAUUAUGAUGAUGAUUACAGAGGUUUUGAAAAUGUGGAUGUUGGAAGAAAUUGGGAUCACCAAAGGAGUUUAUUGGAUGACAAAGGCCCUGUGGAUGAGAGAGCAAGUUUUGGUAAUCCCCACAAGUCCUUUCAACCAUCUUCUCUAGUUGGGGAAACAAGGAUGUAUGAUGGGAGAGGACGACAUCAGGAUGUCCGUUACCCUGGUGAGGAAGUUUAUGACCCAUUCCACCCAUCACCUUCUCCACCACCAGCAUCAACAAACUCCACAAGUCUCAACAAAAUCGCCUCAACUCUUCUAGAGCUUGUUUCCCGUAGAUAAAAUGGGGUUCAUUUAAAUCUAAGAUGGCUUACUAGUCAGCCUAAAGAGCAUCAUAAUGACCAAGUUGUUAAUGACAAUGCUACAUAACAAUGGUUAACUAGAAUUUAGUUUUAUUUUUGGGGGACUGUUUGAUCUCAUUUAAGUAAUUUUGAAUGAAAGCAUGUGAUAAACGGAUUGUUGUUUUCAAUAGUUAACUGUUCUUGCUGUAUUUCAGUUUGUAGUUCACUCGCUGUUUUUAUAUCAUUUAUUGUGUUGUGAAAUAAUACUGGUUUGUUAAAAAAAAGAAUGUGUUUACAUUCAAAUCAUUCUUUAAUUUUCUUUAGUGAAUAAAUAGUGGCGUCUGUUCUGUACUUUGUACGAUUAUAAUUUUUUGAAACAAUAUAAAUAAGCAAUGCUU
Messenger RNA from Paramisgurnus dabryanus, 3081 nucleotides. RefSeq lists its product as uncharacterized. The record is from RefSeq and is a predicted model, not a curated record. NCBI's taxonomy places the organism in Eukaryota, Metazoa, Chordata, Actinopteri, Cypriniformes, Cobitidae.